Colletotrichum paranaense is the source of this 528-nucleotide messenger RNA. RefSeq lists its product as uncharacterized. The record is from RefSeq and is a predicted model, not a curated record. The transcript has a single exon. The coding region runs from base 1 to 528 and encodes 175 amino acids. Lineage: Eukaryota; Fungi; Ascomycota; Sordariomycetes; Glomerellales; Glomerellaceae.
AUGCUCGUAGGAUGGAUGGAUGAGAGGGUCAACGGGACGAUAUGUCGCUCCAAUGGUGAAGGUAACCCAACAAGGAAAAGGGGAAACAGGAAGGACAACUCGGGCCUGGUGCUGGUGCUGGUGGAUGGAUUGCUGCAAAAAGCCUCCCACCCGAUGCUUCGCUUCCCGAGCUCAGCUCCAACGACGAUGCAGUUCGCUGGGCAAGUUGCGUGGAUGCUGCGCCAGCUCAGUCAAACCCCGCUUCUCACACUCGCGGGAGAGGGAAGGGGGACGUGGAAGGUAAGAGGGGUCGUAAAGGUAGGCGUGCGUCUCUUCCCUCUGGGUUCCGGCUCUGGGCGUGAUGAUGGCUUGCUGCGCGAUGUCGCUGUAGCGCUGUCUCGGCCUCCCGUCGUUCGUUUGGUUGUAGUCUGGUUGACGGCUCGUACGGAUUUCAACGGCGUUUCGAUGUGCCCUGCAUCCCUUUUCUGGGUUCUCGCAGAUCAGGCGUCCUAUAUUCAAGGACCAAAGGUCAAGUUCAAUGAUGUAUGA